UUUGAAUUUAAUUGUUGAAUUUUUUACAUUAACAUAAUUUCUCUCUUGGAAAGUGAAACCCUCUUUUUGUAGUAAAAGCUACCAAUCACACUCACCAUGUCUCUCUUAUAUCAUCUAUUGUCUAUUGUCUAAGGUUGGAGAGAGCGUGUUGAUUUACUUGAUUAUUUAAAUUUAAAAAUAAUCAAAAAUCAAAUCCGUCCAUCAUCUAGAAUCUCCAUUAACACCAUUCACAUCUAUGGCUACUACCGCAUUCAAUCUCGCCAUUACCCAGUCUUUGAAGGUCAGUGGAGAAGAAGAGAAAAGGAGGCUGUCGUUGACUCGAAGAGAAGAAACGGUGGUUGGAAUAGAGAGAGAGAGAGAGAGAGAGAGAGAGAGAGAGAGAGAGAGAGAGAGAGAGAGAGAGAGAGAGAGAUGCAAGAGAAAAUGAAGAGAGGGAAGGAUGAUGAAAAGAUGAUGGGGCCUAUGUUCCCUAGGCUUCAUGUGAAUGAUACAGAUAAAGGAGGGCCAAGAGCUCCACCGAGGAAUAAGAUGGCCCUUUACGAGCAGCUUAGUAUUCCUUCUCAGAGGUUUAAUAAUCAUGGCGCUUUGCUUCAUAAUCCAAGUAAAGCUACCAACUUGGUUCCUGCAGCAUCCUCCAGCCAGGGGAGUGGCUAUGAGCGCAAUUUGCACCUCCCGCUUCAUGUUCCUCCUUCUACACACUCUCAUCUGGAUGAGAAGCUCCAUUCUCGCCAACCUGAUGGAGGAAACUCAAAUGCUGCAUCAGCUCAAAUUGAGCAGAGGAAAAAGAAAGGAGAUGAAGAUGAUUUCAGAGUACCUGUAUUUCUUCACUCUGGGAUGGGACAAUCUCUUGGUAAAACUCAGAGUGGCAUUGAUAUGGAAAAUUCCACCAGUUUUGGCCAGAAUUAUUUGGGUCACUCAACAAGAUUACGGGAUGCUGGUGACAAGGAUCAAAAAAAUAAUAUCUCUAGAGGUCCCAACUUGAGACAGGAUGCAAGAAACCAGAGUAAGGAGAACCUAGAGGCGUGUGUCUCAAGUAGGGGUCAUUCAGUAAGAUCUUUUACAAGUUCACCAAGUAAGGAACUGAUGAUAGUAAGGCCUGAGGAUGCAUCCCCAAGUCAACAAAAUUUAGAUGACCCUGUUGCUAGUUCUAGUAGUUUGUGUGAAAAUGAUGUCUGUUUGCAACAAGAGGCUUCUGCUGCUCUGUUACAGCAAAAUGACAGUGGCCAUGAUGAAGGUGUUCCUGAGUUGACAAGGGAAUUAGAGAAAGGAAAUGGUCCCCAGCCAAUGAGUGACUCUCAUUCGACAGAGGAUCUUAAUAGUCCCAACGAGCCUGAAAUUGAUAGUGAACACCAUGGAGACAGGAGUUAUAUGUCAGUACAAUUUGGAAAUGGAGAUAAAAGUGAUGAUGUAUCUGAGAUAUCAAUGCUGGAUUCUGUAUCAGCACUAGAUGUUUCUCCUGAUGAUGUUGUAGGAAUAAUUGGUCAAAAGCAUUUCUGGAAAGCAAGAAGGGCAAUUGUCAGUCAACAGAGACUGUUUGCAGUGCAAGUGUUUGAGUUGCAUAGAUUGAUAAAGGUUCAACGACUUAUUGCUGGAUCUCCACAUCUUUUACUUGAAGAAAGUACUUAUUUGGGAAAACCUUCUAUGAAGGUCUCACCUGCAAAGAAACCUCCAUCGGAAAAUGUUGUGACACCACCAGUGCAUGUUAGUAAGCGCAAAUAUGAUCCUGAGAAACUAAAUCACAACAUGGAAUAUUCUGCCGAGAAUGCAGUUGGGAAGUUUUCUUCUGUCAAAAAUGGCAGUCAGCCUUCUAAUUGCGGGCCUUAUACAGGGAACCCAAAACCAGUUCCUGUGGCUGCUGAUAGCAAAAUGGCCCCUUGGUGUUUCCAGCAUUCACUCGGGCAUCAGUGGUUAGUUCCUGUGAUGUCUCCGUCAGAAGGACUUGUAUACAAGCCAUACGCCGCACCAGGAUUUAUGGGAUCAGUCUGUGGAGGAUGCAGGCCUUUUGGUCCAAGUCCUGUGACUGGUAAUUUUAUGGAUCCGACCUAUGGGGUUCCAGCUUCUCAUCAUCCCCAUCAAGGAACCAUGCCCAUGCCAGGUGUUCCUGCGCUUGGUCAUGGUUACUUUCCUCCAUAUGGCAUGCCGAUCAUGAGCUCAACCAUGCCAGGUUCAGCAGUGGAACAAAUGAAUUACUAUGGUCAAGCUGGUCAGUUAUCGGGAGGAGGAGCAAACAUUGUUGUGCAACAUCCAAGCUUACAACUGCAGAAGAGUGGAUCCAUUCCACGAGUUAACAAGCCUCGGGCUUCUAAAGACACUGAGCUACGGGGAAGUACAGCAAGCAGUCCCAGUGAGAGAGUGCAAGGAGCUGGGAAUGCUCAAGCUGCUGAAACAAGAGAUCCACUUCCACUGUUCCCAACGGCUCCUAUUGCUUUGGAAGGAGCCACUCAGCCUCAACUUACCAACCAGCCAAGAGGAGUGAUCAAAGUUGUGCCUCACAACCGUAGAUCUGCUACUGAGUCAGCAGCUCGGAUUUUCCAAUCUAUCCAAGAAGAGAGAAAACAAAAUGAUACUAUUUAGUUUAUUCAAAGGUCGGACAAUGCCAAGAACUCUCUCCCCUAUGGCCUUUCUAACUUAUAUGGUGUUUUGGCUUUCUAACUGUACCUUGUUUGGGUAUAUGAUAUAUUGCACUUUUCUUUUGCCCUUUUUUUUUGGUUGACCUGAAUAUACAGGCUAUUCAUAUGUAGAUACAGCAACUGAAGAACUACAGCAGAACAGUGUAACAUUUAUGUGUUGGCUUCCAUACCAUUAUGUAUACCGUGUUAACUCAGAUCUUUAUAGAGGUAUUAUUGCUCUUCAAAUGGGAGGGUAGAUUUUGCACUGAUUA
This is a messenger RNA of Ricinus communis (castor bean), 2881 nucleotides long. RefSeq names its product protein EARLY FLOWERING 3. The transcript is spliced from 5 exons. The record is from RefSeq and is a predicted model, not a curated record. Gene Ontology annotation, biological process: regulation of photoperiodism, flowering. The coding region runs from base 412 to 2574 and encodes 720 amino acids. NCBI's taxonomy places the organism in Eukaryota, Viridiplantae, Streptophyta, Magnoliopsida, Malpighiales, Euphorbiaceae.